CGGAUUCGCCGAUAAGCCGCUUAUCGUCGUUUCGACGCUCGAAAGGUCCACGUCGAUAGUCGCAUUGGUGAGUCGGCCGAGAGCCGACUGGACGUCAAACGGCCUUCGCACGACGAAAACGACGGAAACGUCGUGGCUGGGAGCUUUCUCGCGUGCAAACACACUGUGUUGUCCAGUUCGAUAAAUCACAUCGUUAGGACAACGGCUGUUUCAACCCAUCGAAUUUCUCCUUUUGCUUGCAACGGAAAUAACCUACUAGCAAGCCAAAGGGUCUUAUAGGGAAAGGACAACCGGCAUGGCUGUUUGUACGAUUCUUCAAAAUUAUUUGUGCGAGAUGUUGAACGACUCGAAAGUAAAAGAUAUUUUUCGUUAAAAUCAAGAUGCGUCGAAAGAUACCUCCAGAGCGUUACAACAACAUUAAGAAGAUUUCGUCGAAAUCGAAAAACAACGCGGCAGUAGAUGGAAGUUACGUUUUAUCAAGAAGGGCUCAAGCCGCAUUAUUAGCCGUUGUUGAGGGAAUUCUUGAUGAAUCAUUAGAAGACGCGAAAAACUUGGCUAUUAUGUCUGGUAAGAACUGCGUGACCUACGAGGAAAUGGAAAAGGCCUUGAAGAGGCUUUGCUUACGAUUGAACGAUCAUAUCGUUAUCGCUAAGAACAAAUAUGAUUUUUGUAUAACUGCACAUGAAUCAUCCGAUUAAUUGAUUCUCAACGAUAAACUCUUUUAUCAUUGAUCCAUCAUAUUGAUUCAUUUAUAUUGUAUUUGUUUUUCGAUUGAAAACAAUUAAAAAUGUUAUAUUCUUCUACAAAACACGUCAUUCUUUUCUUCAAAUCAUAUAUAGGAAGAUACAUAUGCAAUAUUUUCGACUUGUUUUGUAUACAUUUUUCAUGUAUAUGUAUGCAUAUAUAUUGAAGGAUUUUACAGCGACGUAUUACAACAAUCAACUAUAAUAGAUUUUCAAGUUAGGAAAGCUUUGGUACGGAGAGUAAACGGAACGUAACGAAUGUUUUUUUUCUCUCUCUCUCUCUCUUUCUCUAUCUAUCUCUUGAAUUUUAGGAUUUAAAGCGGAUUUUCGAUCGCAAUGGAUGACAUUGCUGCGGUCCGACGAUACAAAGCCUUACUGUUACAACUGGCUGUCAUUCUCGUUCUUUUUGAAUUGUUCGUUUUAUACCGAGUGUCUCAUUUUAAAUAAUACGGCCAAAUAUCUCCGAUCUUAUCUAUUUUAUAAACAAAUGUUUCGAAUAAAAGUUGUUAGAUUUUAAAGGUAAAAGGUAAUAUUUAUUGCAGCUAUUUCAUAGAGGUCGCAGUUAUAACAAUUUUUUUUUUAAUGGAAAUCAAUAUUUUAAAUCUAACAAAAGUUGUAGAGAAUAUUAAUAUGAAUCAAACGAGCGCCUGCAGUGUAUCUUUUAGAUAAACGACUAUAUAGAUAGAAAGUUUUCAGACAUAUAUGAAAAAAAAUUACUUUCUCAAAUGCUUUCUUUUCGUCAUCUUAGUUAUUUAUGGAUUAAAUAACAAGUAGGUAGUGUAUAUAAUAAUGUGAAAAAUAUUGGUGAAUAUAAUGAGAAUGUGUAGAUUUUUCUUAAUUGUUUGAUAAUGUAUUGUCCGUGUUUAUAUAUGUGUAUAUGAUCGUAAUUUGCAUUGGAAAAGAUAUUAGAAAUGAAAAGUAUAGUCAGAAAAAUAUUACAAAAAUAUACUUUCCACGAAUGGAAAGUAUUUUACAGCGACGUAUUACAAAAAUCAACUACGAUAGAUUUUUAAGUUAGGAAGGGAUUUGGUAUAAAGAGUAAACUGAACGUAAUGAAUGUUUUUCUCUCUCU
Molecule: messenger RNA, 1815 nt
Organism: Vespula pensylvanica (western yellowjacket)
Lineage: Eukaryota; Metazoa; Arthropoda; Insecta; Hymenoptera; Vespidae
Exons: 3
Coding region: 381-698 (105 amino acids)
Molecular function (GO): protein heterodimerization activity
Source: RefSeq, a predicted model, not a curated record